GGGGGGCACGAGAGCAUUUGAGGAUAACGUACUGACAGAGAAGACGACUGUCUAACUCCAACAGUUCCCGUUACUUUGCUUGACGCGGGUAGGGCAGUAAUGGAGUAAAGAAACUCUUCAAGUUCAAGGGAGCUCAGAAUGGCAUUUGACGGGCAUCAGAGCACAUUUGCAAAUUCACUCUUUCCCACUUACCAGCGUCAGGCCAGUGUAAAUGUGGGUGGUGGAAGCAACAGAAAGGCGACACUGCCCUUCAUUUCUGUCCCCAGUGUCUCACUGCAGGAACAGGACACAGCAUCCUAUGUGCCCUGGUCUCACAAUGCUCACGAUGAUCCCUGUGAACUUAUCAAUUGUUCCCAGAACAACAUUAAAAGCAGGAAACCCACUGAUAACAUUGAUUGUGACGGGGAGACUGAUCUGCAGGGUCUAGUGUCAAAUAUUUUGGAUGAAGCAGAUUCACAGGACAGCUACUACAGUGAGGGGAGCCUACCUACAUGUAAUCCUGUCUGGUCUCCAAAGACAUUGAGAGAGGAACUGCUACAGUAUUUUCACUUAGAGGGAAAAAUGCAACAUAACCCGACCUUUCCUCCAAACUAUGUAUCCCGUGAGGCUUUCAGCAAAGCACAGGCACAGUCAAUGGACAAAGAUGUUGAAGAGAUUGUUCAGCAGUCCAAUGGUCUUGCUACCAAUCAGCAAUGGCUUUUUAAUUUGCCUAAUGGAGACAGGGACAACUACACCCUGCGUCCUCAAAAACUGCCACCUGGUCUACCAGUGCCCAACACAGGAAACAUGCACCUGUCACAGAUGCAACAAAGCAAAUAUGACAACAUGUCAGCUGAUAAAGACAGAGGAAAUAGUCAGCCUGUGAAUAAUUUCCCUGACUUCAAUGAUGUCUUUAGACCUCAAAGCGAAAUGAACAGCCCCUGCUUUGAUCCUUACUAUGAAGAUCACCAUGUCCAGAGCAGUGCCAAGCCCAUUAAUACUGACCAGUAUGUGCCACAAGACAUUAAUCAACUGGUCAGCAGUUUUCAGUCAUUCAUGGCUGGUGAGCAUGAUAGCUUUUGUCAUAGAGACUUUCAAGACAUGCACAAGCAGUCAUUUGGCAUGCUCCAUGAAGACAGCAUGGUUGAACAAUGGAAAAUCACCAGUCCUGCAGUGUCAACACAAAGUGCUCCUGCAAUGCAGACCCCAAAACAGCUGGGGGGAGAAUUCGGGAUGGUGCAGAGGGAAAUAAAUGGAGGAGUGAGAAAACAAAUAUUUAAACAUGAUGCCUUUCAAGAUCUACCUGGUUUCAGCUCACAAAACACAGAGUACUUCCAGCAAUCAGAACCAUUCACUGCAUCUGUAAACCAAUACCAAAACAAGAUGACCAUGCACAGAGAGAACUUUUAUGUGAACAUGAAUCAGUAUUCAAAGCAUCACAUCCAGCAGGGCCAGAUACAGAGCAAGAUCAAGCCACAGAUGCAGAAAGAAAAGAAGAUGGGGCAUAUGUCUGGCUUUCUGGGAGAAGGCUUUUCCACAAGAUCUCUAACCAACACUCACAUGAGAGCAGGGGAUAAAAAACAGGUUUUCUCGCAAAACCCAUACUUUGACUUUCAGGGAGGAAUGCAGUCUCAGAGAUUUGAUGGAGAAAACAGCAUGGUCAGUGCAGGGAAUACACAGCAGUGCAUGCCUCUCAUGUAUCCUGUAAGUGACCUCAGAGGGAACUCCAGCUUUCCAAUCAACUCUAACUUCAGCUCCAGAUCCACACUGCCUUAUGGAAGUGGUGUCCCUGGUAUGGAUGUGUGUGAUAUGUCAGCCAGUGAGUCUGCAGCUUUCAACUCCUAUGUCAGUGACAUGAUGACCCGCAGAGGAGAGAGCUCUCAUCAUGGCAUGGCUUCUGCCAUGACUGCUUCACUGGUGAUGAAUCAAGGAGGAUCUGUGAUUCAGCUUUACUUCUACCUGGAUGAGUGUUAUGAGCAGUGGAGGUGUUUGGAGAGGGAGAGAAAGAGGACAGAGGUCAUCCUUACCAAGACAUUCCUUGGGAAGCGAACUACAGCGGUGACCAACACUACCCUUCCCAAAACUCCACCAAACCCCACGAGAGUCGACCACCUUAUUGUUAAACAGAUCAGAGAGCAAGCAAAGGUGGCAAGUCUUCUGGAUAGGAUGGAGUGUUUGCGUAACGUUCCCCUCCAUAUCAACAUCCACACAGCACUGAACAAGCAUCAUAUGGCUAUUUGCAUCACCCAGGCAAGACGCAAGGAAGAGAUUGGCAACAUAUCCAAACACCAGCGGCAAAGAGCUCAUUUCACAGAGGACAGAGACAUCCUGUUGUUGGUCAUCGCACUGAAGGACCUAGCUGCUACCACAAGGAAGCUCCGCACAGCCCUGUGGUGUGCUCUCCAGGUGACACUGCCGAAACCUGUCAAAAGGCAGGACCACCAUGUUAACAAGGAGGCCACAAGUGGAGAGGGGUGCUCCUCUCCAUUUGAGGGAUACACUUUUAAGUUGUGAUUUAGCAGGCAACAAGCAUGAGUUAAGGACCAUAAUGAAAUUAAAAUCAAACCAGAAGUCCCCAUUUAUAAAAUUCCCACAGGCAACAGGGUGAUGUAAAAACAGUUGUUUUUAUAGUCUAUGGUGACAUUUUACCUGCAACACAGUGAUCACUGCAGAAUAUGAGAUGAAUGAGAUUUGAAGUUUGAUGAUGGCUGCAUUUUUUGGCACCAGGGAGCUUCAGGUGGCUAACUUUGGUUGUGUAGGAAUUGCAUGAAAUGUAAUUUAUCCUGGUGCAUCUUAACUUCAAUUCAUUUAAUUAGUGUCAGUUCCAAAUUAACGUGAAUCUUGCUCCAUCACCGUUGUAUUUAAAGGCACUAUUUAUGUGGAAGAUUUCAGUGAAUUCUUCAUUGUUUUACUUAUUUAUUGGAAUGUAAUGGGACCUCAGUUCUGGGUAUUCCCAAGCAAUAAUUGAAUCAUAAGGGCAGUAGUUUAUAGUGAACAUGCUAAAUCUUAAAAUGUUUUCUGAAAUGUUAAGGUUGAAAUUAAUUUCUGCAGCUUCAGUUUUUGUUAUGUAACCUUAACAUGCUUUAAUCAGAAAAUAAGUUCUAUUUAUCUGCAAUUUGGUGAAGUUUGAACUGUCAAACUUUUGAAAAAAAAAAAAAAAAAGGUUCAACGUCUUAAAUAUAAAUGUAUUAAUCACAUUCUCCAAAUACACAUACAGUAUGAAAAAUAUCAUUCCUAUCAGCGAUAUGUAACUAAUAGCUAAGUUAAAAAAAUAUUCUCUGGGUGCAGUUUAGUCUUGCUUUAGGUCAGUAGUUUAAAAUGCUCAUGCUAAAUUAUACUGUGUUUUGUGAAACAUCGCCGUUGGUUCCUGAAUUUAUGACUGUAAUCAGAAAACUCUUUUAUUUAUUUGCUACUUAGUCAAAAGUUUGAACUGUAACAUAAGAAAAAAUGUAAUUGUUGUGUUUUAACUUAAAACGUAUCACACUUUCCAUUAGAUUUUCAGAUCGUAUUACCAAAUAUCCUUAUCAGUGAAAUGUGUCUGUUUGUCAGUGAGGGACCAAAGUAACAGGCAUUAGUCUUAAAACUUAUUCUGUAUCAGUACUUCUCUGACUAUGCUUAGUGAAUGACCAGGGUUGUUCCAUUCCCUGUAAUUUUAAUGUUCAUGUUUUGUUUUCUUUUGCCUUGUUUGUUGUUCUGUAAACUGAAAAAUAAAGAUUUCAAAUUUGCUCAAAAUGUUUUUUUUAAUUACUUUAAAAAGAUGAUGAACCUCAUUAUAAACAUUCAAAUCAUGGUACAUGUCAUGAUACUUGAGGUAUAAUUUAACAACCAGUCCUUUGUUCUUAUUGUCAGACAAAAUGCAUAGUCAGUAAAA
Lates calcarifer (barramundi perch) is the source of this 3850-nucleotide messenger RNA. RefSeq names its product minamoto (gene meioc). NCBI's taxonomy places the organism in Eukaryota, Metazoa, Chordata, Actinopteri, Centropomidae. Gene Ontology annotation, cellular component: nucleus; cytoplasm. Bases 139 to 2493 code for a protein of 784 amino acids. Gene Ontology annotation, biological process: meiotic cell cycle; female meiosis I; mRNA stabilization. The transcript is spliced from 8 exons. The record is from RefSeq and is a predicted model, not a curated record.